This is a messenger RNA of Lycium barbarum (goji berry), 861 nucleotides long. RefSeq lists its product as uncharacterized. The transcript is spliced from 3 exons. Bases 1 to 861 code for a protein of 286 amino acids. Lineage: Eukaryota; Viridiplantae; Streptophyta; Magnoliopsida; Solanales; Solanaceae. The record is from RefSeq and is a predicted model, not a curated record.
AUGAGGCUUAAAACCUAUAAUAGUCUUGACGAGGCAUUCCAUGAUGCAUCCAAGGUUGAGACGGAUCUAAAAGAAGAGAGGUCCUACAAACACAAAAGCAAAUCGUCUUCAACUUGGAACAAAGGCAAAGAAAAGUGGAAUACUUCCUCUUGGGAUAAGCCCAAGAGCAACACUCAAGCACCUCAAGCCAAAUUUACUAAAAAGCCAAUGGUGAUGACAUGGCUAAAGGAGGGGACGAAGUACAUUCUUAACCCACUAACUCUUUACCAAGUGAGUGAGGAUUAUAGAGUGAUGAGGGAGCUUCGGAAUAAGUAUCGAAGGGAAGAAAAGGAGAAGGGUGAGAAGGAGACUUUGUUGGUCAUAAGUGGAGAGGGGACAUCUCAAGAUGGUUCCAAGAAAUGUUUGUUGGCCAAACCAAGUAAUUGCUUAAAAGGGGUUGACGAGAGACAUUUCAUGGUGUGUCUUGUCAACAAAGAUCUUCUUCUAAAUGCUAACCAAGCUACUAGCACUUUGCCUAGAAGUAUGUCUUCUCUUUUGCAGGAAUAUGAAGCUUUGUUUUCGAAGGAAAUGCCUGAUGGCUUACCUCCCAUGAGAGGUAUUGAGCACCAAAUAGACUUUAUACCGGGUUCCCAAAUUCCCAACAAACCAGCUUAUAGGAGCAAUCCGCAAGAAACAAAAGAAUUACAAAGGCAAGUGGAUGAACUUCUUAAAAAAGGGCUAGUGAAGGAGUGUCUUAGCCCAUGUGCUAUUCUAGUGAUUCUUGUUCCAAAGAAAGAUGGAACUUGGAGGAUGUGCAUUGAUUGUAGGGCCGUUAAUAAAAUCACGGGUCUUGACCCAUUGGCAACAUUAUUUGUGGCAUAA